AUGCCACGCAAGAAGAACAAGAGCAAGUCGCCUAAUCCUCUGAGAGCAAACGCGCGCUCAGACUCUGUCGACUCGGCAAGGAGCCCGAACGGCCACGCGACCGGCAUGGAUAACAUUCUCGAGCACAGGCGCAAGCACGCCGCCAUUGACAGCCCUUCAACCGCCUCUCAGGCAUCCCACCUUAUGAGCAGGAACAGCUUCACCUUGGAUGACGACCCUGCGCAGAGCAUAACGCAUGAUGAUGAAGGGGCUUCCAAGGGUUUCAGUGAGCUUCCCAAGCAGGACCAGCGCAACUUUCUGCUGCUGGGCGUGCCCAUGGGCUUGGCGUCUGGCUCGGUGCCUUUCCUCUUGAAGGCGCAUCUGUCAUACAGCCAAAUUGGCGUCUUCUCGCUGGCCUCCUACCCGUACUCUCUCAAGCUUCUGUGGAGCCCUAUCGUAGAUGCAAUCUGGACCCCGAAUGUCGGCAGGAGAAAGAGUUGGAUUCUCCCAAUCCAGACUUUGUCUGGCAUUGGUAUGCUAUGGCUUGGUAGCAGAGCAGAGCAGAUGAUGCUCGAUGCUGGCGCAGACAAUGGCGCGGGGAUCUGGGGAUUCACCGGCUGGUGGUUUUUCCUUGUCUUCAUGUGCGCUACGCAGGACAUUGCGGUUGACGGCUGGGCGCUGACGCUCCUCUCAACUGAGAACUUGUCCUACGCUUCUACCGCGCAGACGGUUGGCUUGACCGCUGGCCAGUUCCUGUCGUACACUGUCUUCCUCGCCUUCAACGCUCCGGAUUUCGCGAACAAGUGGUUCCGCGCGAUACCCAAGGAUGAAGGUGUCAUGACUCUGGGUGGCUACUUGACCUUCUGGGGCUGGGCAUACCUUCUCGUCACUCUCGGUCUGGCGCUGCUCAAGCGCGAAGAGCGGACUAAGAACACCGACGGUAUCCAAGAGGUUUACAGAGUCAUGGGCGGCAUUCUGAAACUCAAGAACAUUCAGACCUUCAUAAUCAUUCAUUUGAUCGCCAAGAUUGGCUUUCAAGCGAACGAUGCUGUCACCAACCUCAAACUCCUUGACAAGGGUUUCAGCCAGGAGGACAUGGCUCUGACGGUCCUGAUUGAUUUCCCCUUCGAGCUCUCUCUUGGGUACUACGCCGGCAAGUGGUCACAAACAUAUCCACCCAUGCAGCUCUGGUGCUGGGCGUUUGUAGGUAGACUGGCUGCCGCCGCUUUUGCGCAGUUCGUCGUCAUGAUCUUCCCUGCAGGUGGUGUCACGACCUGGUACUUGCUUACGGUGAUUGUGGAGCACGUGUUCUCGACCUUCAUGAGCACCGUGAUGUUCGUAGCGGUGUCGGCUUUCCACGCUAAGAUCGCGGAUCCGGUCAUCGGUGGGACGUACAUGACCCUUCUCGCCACGGUCUCCAACCUGGGUGGUACUUUCCCACGCUACUUCAUCCUUAAGUUUGUGGAUAUGUUCACUUCGGCGACCUGUGUCCCGCCGACCAUUCCACCUGUGGACCUCAAGGGUGCGCUGGUGACGGAGCCGUUCUCGUGCGCAUUGGAGGCUGAGAAGCAUCGUUGUAUUGAAGGUGGUGGUGCUUGCAACAUCCAGACCGAUGGCUACUACAUCGUCAACGUGCUCUGCAUCAUCAUCGGUGUGCUCACUUUCUGGGGCUACAUCAAGCCGGCUGCUUUGAAGUUGCAGGCACUUCCGCUGAGGGCGUGGCGUCUUUCUGGCGCUAGCUGAACGGUGCAGUGCGCCAUGGCUGAAUAGACUUAGCUCGCCUGCACUGGUUUUUUUCUAGAUGUCAAAUAGAAAAAUCCGAUCUGAUAACGUGGUAGCACUUGAAAGAGCCCCGGGAAAGUUUUCCUGUUCGGCGACAUCACCCU
This is a messenger RNA of Aplosporella prunicola CBS 121167, 1865 nucleotides long. RefSeq lists its product as uncharacterized. Lineage: Eukaryota; Fungi; Ascomycota; Dothideomycetes; Botryosphaeriales; Aplosporellaceae. The transcript is spliced from 4 exons. Gene Ontology annotation, molecular function: acetyl-CoA transmembrane transporter activity. Gene Ontology annotation, cellular component: membrane. The coding region runs from base 1 to 1722 and encodes 573 amino acids. The record is from RefSeq and is a predicted model, not a curated record.